This is a messenger RNA of Geosmithia morbida, 2238 nucleotides long. Its product is annotated as Transient receptor potential (TRP) ion channel. Gene Ontology annotation, biological process: transmembrane transport; fungal-type cell wall biogenesis. Bases 1 to 2238 code for a protein of 745 amino acids. Lineage: Eukaryota; Fungi; Ascomycota; Sordariomycetes; Hypocreales; Bionectriaceae. The transcript has 2 exons. The record is from RefSeq and is a predicted model, not a curated record.
AUGGGAGCACCGUCAUGGCCCUCUUCCCUCCGAUCCUUGGCAGCAGCCGCCGUCUGCGUGCUGGCCACCGGCGCCGUGGCUGACGACAUCCUCAAGACGAGCGGGUUCAUGAACUGCGCCAGCGACGGCAUCAUCAAGGUCAGCAAGAUCGACAUUGCCUACAACAACGACAACAAGACCAUCACCUUCGACCUGGCCGGCAGCAGCAGCAAGCAGCAAAAGGUGGAGGCCUACCUCGAGGUCACGGCCUACGGCAACUCCAUCUACCAGAACUCCUUCAACCCCUGCGACGAUGCCACCUUUGUCGAGAGGCUAUGCCCCGUCCCCGCCGGCGACUUCUCCGCCUUUGGCAAGCAGGAGAUCCCUUCCUCAUUCGCCGACCUGGUCCCCUCCAUCGCCUUCCAGGUCCCCGACAUCUCGGCCCAGGCCACCAUGAAGCUCAAGGCCCUCGAUACGGAUGAGGACAUCGCCUGCGUCCAGUCCCACGUCACGAACGGCAAGACGACCGACGUCGCCGCCGUCUCGUACGUGGCCGCCGGCGUCAUGGGCGCCAGCCUCAUCGUCUCGGGCAUGUCCGCCGUCGGCUCCGCAGUCACCGGCGGCGGAGGCUCCCUGAGCGCCGGCAGCGUCGGCACCGUCAGCCCCAGCCCCGGCUUCACCGAGAUGGUCGGCUGGUUCCAGGGCAUGGCCAUGAACGGCAUGCUCUCCGUCAGCUACCCGCCCGUCUACCGCAGCUUCACGAAGAACUUUGCCUUCUCGACCGGUCUGGUCCCCUGGGACCCCGUGCUCACCGCCAUCGACAGGUUCCGCGCCUCUACCGGCGGCAACCUGACGACCGACAGCGUCGCCUUCCUCAAGAACGCCACCCUCGUCUUCCCCGACGGCUCGACCGACGACCUGGCCGACCAAAGCACGCGCCGCGUCAAGCGCGCCUUUGACCACUUCAGCUUCCUGGCCGAGCGCGCCCUCGGCUUCGAGACCGACGACUCGAGCGGCGGUGGCGGAGGCGGCAUCCAGUCCACCGUCUCGGGCCUCAAGGCCUACGCCAACCAGCUGCGCGUCCCCGGUUCCGACGUCUUCAUGACGGCCCUGCUCAUCGUCGCCAUCGUCAUCGCCGCCAUCGUCGUCUUCCUGCUGCUCUUCAAGGUCAUCCUCGAGCUGUGGGCCAUGUACGGCAACCUGCCCCAGAGCAUGUCGGGCUUCCGCCGCCACUACUGGGGCUCCAUCGCCCGCACCAUCACCACGCUGAUCCUGCUGCUCUACGGCAUCUGGGUCCUCUACUGCGUCUUCCAGUUCACCCUCGGCGACUCGUGGGCCGCCGUCACCUUGGCCGCCGUCACGCUGGCCAUCUUCACCGGAAUCCUCGCCUUCUUCUCCUGGAAGAUCUGGAGCGUGGCCCGCGCCCUCAGGAACAAGGAGGGCGACACGAGCGCCCUCUUUGAGGAGAAGAAGCUGUGGGUCAAGUACUCGCUCUUCUACGACGCCUACCGCAAGCAGUACUGGUGGCUCUUCGUCCCCGCCAUCGUCUACAUGGCCGUCAAGGGGUGCGUGCUGGCAGCCGGGGACGGCGCCGGCCGCGGCCAGACCAUUGCCCUGUUCGUCGUCGAGGCCGUCAUGCUUGGGCUCCUCCUCUGGAGCAGGCCCUACGAGCGCCGCUCCGGGAACGUCGUCAACAUCACCAUCCAGGUCGUCCGCUUCCUCUCCGUCGCCUGCAUCCUCGUCUUCGUCGAGGAGUUUGGCGUCCAGCAGACGACCAAGACCAUCACCGGCGUCGUCCUCAUUGCCGUGCAGUCCACCCUCACCGUCAUCCUCGUCAUCCUCAUCGCCUGGCACGCAUUGGAGGCUUGCUUCAGCAAGAAUCCCCACCGUCAGCGCAGAAAGGAAAUGGAGAAGCGGAGGUUUGCCGACGCCGACGACCUGACGCCCCUCGACGCUCGCAACUCACUCCUGCUAGAGCGCUUCCCCACCAACAAGAGCAAGAUGUCGAACGACAGCGAGAGCAUAAGCUCCCUCAACAAGGCGCCCGUGCGUCCCGCUUCGCGCGAGUACUACAUGGCCGCGCAGGAGCCGUACGACUACCGCCGCACCAACACCCCAACACCCGUAGCGCCUUCGGGAGGUCCACUUUUCCGUACCAUGACGCCGACGACGGAUAACGACCUGCGGCCCGGCGUCGGUCCGGGAGUGCAGCAGCAGCAGCAGCAGCAAUAUCGAGGUGUAGGAUAUUCAGGAUAUUGA